AUGGAUAAACUAUCGACUUUCCAGGCCAAUGACCUGCGUCGGUUGUUUGAACUUGCGAAGAAACUACACCAGAAAGAGUUCUUCAAGGAAGUUCUCAACAACUUUCAGUACCAGAUCGUGAAGCAUGUUUUUGACAUUGGAAGCUUCGAGUUAUGGAGAGAGCUUCUUGAAGGCAACUGCUCUCUCAAGAUAGAUUGGCCGAAUGAGGACAAGCUGAAUCAAGAAGAGGAACAGGAGGCUUUGGAGGAAGGCGUCAAGCCGAUCCGAGCACUUGCUCUCAAUUUGCGUUUUUUGCUUUGGGAGAAGGCCAUCGAUUUUUUCUACGCCCAAUCCGCACACAACGUCACCAAUAGCAGAAUGUACAAUAUCGAACAUUCUUCCGAGGACUACCAGCUAAUAGAGCUGCUUGAGGAUAUACCUCAAAUUUGCGAGGAGGUGGGUUCUAAUUCUUCUUCGCAUGAGCACCCCAAGAAAGUGGUGAGGGCCGAGGAAGAUGACUACGAUGACGAAGAAGAAGACGACGAUGAGGAAGAGUCAUCCAAAGCGGCGCUCGAAACUUCAAAACAAGAUCCCGUCUCUGAAGCCAAUGAGAACUUUGAGCGCUCUGAAGAGGACCACAUUGUUCUUCACAUACCGAGCCAUUUAUUCCAGGCUAAGGCCAGCGAGGGUUCACAGGCUGAAUCCUACCAGACUCAAAUAUCCUCUGACGAUAUGGAGCCUGCCGCAGCAUCGCUUGAAGAUAGAGACUUGCAAAUCAUAAACUUCAACAAAAUCUAUCACAACUUCGAGUACGAUCGAGAAACACUCAUCAAGCGCCGGAAACUCGAAAAGUCAGACAUGCAAAUCGAGAACCUGAAAAGCACAGAGGGCGGCAGUUCAGAAAUCCAAAUAAACUUUGGUGCGGCGUCCCAUUCUCUCAAGCAUUUGCUCAAUACCAUCAGAGAUAAGAGGGACAACAUCAGCUUGACCGACCUCGAGUUGCGAAGCUUGUUUUUGGACAUCCGGAAAAACAGAGGCAAAUGGGCCAAUGACGACCGAGUGGGGCAAGAGGAAUUGUAUGAGGCCUGUGAAAAGGUCCUUUUAGAUUUGCGUGGGUACACAGAGCAUUCGACGCCAUUCUUGAACAAGGUUUCCAAACGAGAGGCUCCUAACUACGGGCUCAUUAUCAAGAAGCCCAUGGACUUGAACACUGUCCUAAAGAAGCUCAAGUCUUUAGCUUACCAGUCCAAAUCUGAGUUUGUCGACGACUUGAUGCUUAUUUGGAACAACUGUUUGAUGUACAAUGCAGACCCGAAACAUUUCUUACGAGCCCAUGCCUCGGCCAUGCAAAAGCGCACCCUAAAACUUGCGCCGUCUAUUCCGGAUAUUGUGAUAAGAAACCGGUCAGACAUCGAGAAGGAUGAUGACGGAGACACCGAGAAUAUGGUGUCUUCCACCGUCAAAGGAGGAAAGUCUUCUAAGAAGGGACAGAUGAGGAGAAGAGAGGAAGUCGUCAAGUCUGAGGAUACGGAAGCCGCAUUAACCGACCAGCUGGGAUCAGGGGCCAACACUUAUAACGGCACCCCAGCCACACCGGCUCCAGUUGAUACAAUAAUCUCAGAAAAUGGGAGUCUAGCACCGACUAAUGAAGAAAACGGCGAUGAAGAAGACGAAGACGCCGAUGAAGGCGAUGCUGACGAAAGGGAGGAAGACAACGAUGAUAUACAGGAUGCAGAGCUUCAAGCGUGGAAAGUAUUCACAGCAAAAUCGAGAGCUAACUAUUGUUCGAGCAGGGCAGCACUUUUUGAUGAAGACUUCAAGCUCAAGAUGGAUGCUGAGGCGAUCGUUCGCGAGUCCAAGAAGAUGAGCGACUUCAACCACUUUUUGGACAAUAAGGAAGUUGUCUCCAAGGGAAACAAAUUGCUUGACAACGACGAGCCAUAUUUGUUGGAGUACGACAUUGCAGGCGGAGUGCCUGAAAUCCCAUAUCCAGGCAUCGACGACCACACACAAGAGAACUAUGAAAACCGUAUGGCGGAAACGUUCGUGGAGAACCCAGAGGCACAAGAUAUCAACAAGGCAUCUGGCUUGAUCGUUUCUCAAAAUGAAGGGCUCAACAAGGCGUACACUCAGAACAUCACCGAGGUCCAGGAAAUACGGAGGAUUUGCUUCAAGAUAUCGUUGAUCAGACAAAUGCAGACUCAACAGUUCAUGCACAGAACCCAGAUGAGACAACCGGAGAUCGAACACAUAAGAGAAGUUGACAUUGAUCCGGUAUCCAAACUACCUAACCAUGACAUUUACAGCCCUCAGGUACAGUAUGCUGCUUUGAGAAAGAGCAUUGCUAAGAUUGCGAUGCAUACGGGGUUUGAGACUACCGAACAGUUUGCGAUCAAUACUCUCACGCAGGUUGCGGAAAGGUAUAUGCUGAACUUGGCCAAAUCCAUGAAGUUGCAUUGUGAAAGCACAUCACGAAAUACAGUCAGCGCAUCCGAAACCCUUUUGCUAACGUUGCUCGAAAACGGAGUGGAGAAGCCUGAUGAUUUAUUCACGUUUGUGCAAGAGAAAGUCAAAAAGACGGAGGCCAAACUCAAGGACCUUCGGAGCAAGCUCUCUGGGUUCUUGAAAGAGUUGCUCCGGCCGUCUUUGGAAAAGUUCAACGAGAAGAAUUUUGACGACAAUAGUGAGCAGUUCACGACCGGAGACUUCACCAGUGAGUUGGGCGACGACUUCUUUGGCUUCAAGGAAUUGGGCCUUGACAAGGAGUUCAACAUGUUGUCUUCAUCUGUGCCAGUGUAUCUUCUCCACGCAAGGCUCCACAACUCCUUCAACAAUGCAGGGCCCAUAAACAAAACAACCAAGUACGAGGACUUGCGUGAAUGGAAACAGAUCAAACUUCGCACGGAAGACGUGGGUAAGCAGAUCGGCAUUUUGCAGAUGUUCUAUCAGGGAUUGGCACAGCGAACGGAGGCAAACUACGUGAAACAGCAGAAGCGGAAAGGCGAGGUCAGCGAACAAUCUCCAGCGUCCGAGCUAUAUUUGAUAGAGGACGAGGAGUUGCCCCAGAAGCAAAGAAACAUCCGGCCGCGUCUUCCGCCCAAUGGCAAGAUCCUGUCGGUCAAGAAGAAGCCGCUCACCAGUGUAUAUGUUUUGCCAGAGGAGGAAGAGCAAGACGACAAUUCUUUGCUCGAUUUUCCGGAGAGCUUAGACGAGGUGAAGAUGGAGGCUUGA
Molecule: messenger RNA, 3210 nt
Organism: Metschnikowia bicuspidata var. bicuspidata NRRL YB-4993
Lineage: Eukaryota; Fungi; Ascomycota; Pichiomycetes; Serinales; Metschnikowiaceae
Gene: SPT7
Product: SAGA histone acetyltransferase complex subunit
Exons: 1
Coding region: 1-3210 (1069 amino acids)
Biological process (GO): regulation of transcription by RNA polymerase II
Cellular component (GO): SAGA complex; SLIK (SAGA-like) complex
Molecular function (GO): structural molecule activity; protein heterodimerization activity
Source: RefSeq, a predicted model, not a curated record